Molecule: messenger RNA, 2549 nt
Organism: Sphaerulina musiva SO2202
Lineage: Eukaryota; Fungi; Ascomycota; Dothideomycetes; Mycosphaerellales; Mycosphaerellaceae
Product: SPRY-domain-containing protein
Exons: 2
Coding region: 314-1915 (533 amino acids)
Molecular function (GO): protein binding
Source: RefSeq, a predicted model, not a curated record
CCACGACUGCAGCGAACUUCGAGCCUGAGGCACAUACCGGCCUGUGAUCGUGGAUGACCGCCUCCGUGUGUGGUCCCGCCUGAUCAACAAUAUCAGCAGCAGUACCUGUAGGUAUCAUCAUCAUCAAUCUCACGAGACUUGGCGUACAUCACCACCGAGGACUACCGACUACGAUCCGCGACCACUCCACGCCGCCUUCCUCCUACCUUCUUCCGUCAGCACAUGGCCAUAGCGCGAUAGCGACGCUGCCAAUUGCUACAUCACCACUUGCGCCCAUCGUCACUACACUGUCUGCGCACACAUACAUUUGCCCAUGGCGCAGGCCGCGCUCGGGUACGAUGAGUUGCCUUCUACCACCUCGGCGACGUCUCUCACAGCAGCAACUAUGCCCGGAAUUGCUCCCAGCGCUGUCGAACUGGAGACCAACCGACAACCAUGGCAGACUCAUCAUGGCAAAGGAUGGAUACAGUGGCACACUUCACAACAAAAUGUCCAAGCACUUGGCCUAGGCAGCACGGGUAAGGGUAUACUGAUAGGUAUGCUGUCUGCCUUUGGCUCUGCUGCUCUGGUGGGACUCAUUAUUGCCAUUGUCUACUUCUUCCGAUAUACAAAUCAAGGACGAAUAUUAUUGGAUCGCAUAUCGAGGCCAGGGGAGUUUGAUGAUGAGCAGACUUUCCUGAGGGAGGAGGAGGACGCGCUGGCGGAGAUGGAUGAUUUGCAGAGGGCCGAGUACUUCAGAGCGAAAGCAUUUGUACAGCACAAUCCGCCCGAGUCCGUACAGACCGACAUCUCGUUGUCGCAAUUCCUGGCGAUACAAGAAAAGGGCGUCUCGGCAUGGGAGUUCGAGCCGGAGUUGGAGAUUGCGAAUUGCUUCGUAGAGGCCAGGACGGAGAUUGAGUUCUUCGACUCGGAGUGUAGCGUGCAGAGCAAUCUUCCUAUUCCGAAACAGAACGAGGUAUACUACUGGGAAGCCAAGCUCUACGAUAAACCCGAGCCGACCAUGGUUAGUAUCGGCCUGACGACGAAGCCAUAUCCUUUGUUCCGCCUGCCCGGGCUGCACAAGUACUCGAUUGCAUAUCUGUCAACGGGCCAGCGGAAAUUCAAUCAGCCAUUCACAUCCACGAACUAUGGACCUGCAUAUGUGCAAGGAGAUGUUGUAGGAGUGGGAUAUCGGCCAAGAACUGGGACAAUAUUCUUCACAAGAAAUGGCAAGAAGCUGGAAGACGUUUGUCACGGCAUGAAGCUUCAUAACUUCUUCCCCACCGUCGGAGCCAAUGGACCUGCCAACAUACACGUCAACUUUGGGCAAAUGGGAUUCGUGUUCAUCGAAGCGAACGUGAAGAAGUGGGGCCUCGCACCCAUGACUGGCAGUCUUGCACCACCACCACCAUAUGGCAGCGAAGCCGGCAGUAUCCUUCUCGAAGGUGGGCGAGAAGGCAUCAGAGAAGGUAUGAGUUGGGCGCCUGGCCACGGAAGGACACACAGUGGCGCGAUACGACUGCAGGGCCGGCCAACUCGGAGUCCGGGACCGGAGCGUUCUCCCACCGACAUUUCUCUCGCACAGCUGAAUAUCAUGGACAUGCAGGAUGAAGUGAAUGAAGAGGAUUAUGAUACUGGAGAAGGAACGAGCGAUAUGGCUGGUAGCCAUAUACAUGUGAAUCCCGGACUGCCCUUGGAACCUGCGGACCAUCCCCCGCCGGAUUAUGAAAGUCCGCACGAAGAGGACGGCGACGAUGAUGAGGAUCGGGACGAUGACUCUGAUAGUACAGCCAGACCGAGAGCUAGCACGACUGCCUCUGAGUAUGAUGAGCAGAGUCGAUUGCUGCAUAACAACAGCCCGCCUAUACCUACUUAUGAGGCGGCCGUGAGGGAUCUCGAUACUGGGAGAGGUCGAAGGUCUGCGAGGAGAAGCUAACGACCCAAACUAUGAGCGAGAGUGCACACGAAGACGACAACGAGAAUGAGCAUGAAGUUUUCCCCUAGGGAGUAUAUGAUUAUCGGCGUUAUCUUGGGGGCCGAUGAUGUCGUAUGACAGGCAAAGUGGGUGGACGGAAAGGAAAGAGUGAGCAUAUGGGCGGAUUGCAUCAGUACAGCCAGCGUAGUAAGCAAUCAAUCAGGAAACAUUUAGGCGAUGCAGGGAAUGAACAAAGUCGGCAAUUGGGCUGAAGAUGGAUACCCCGAGGCAGGCAGGUAUGGAGUUUGGAGAGAGAACGAAAUUUCUGGGGCAUCUCACACCUACCUUGCCUCUACCAUUCACUCCGUCACGCGCUUGUCACUGUACCGGGAUGAAGGUGAUUUUUUGAUGAAGAAUAUGACAUGAAAUACAAUGGCCUUCCUUACUCAGGGGCAGUUCUGAUGACUAUUGUUUUUGGGCCACGGACAGAGCGGGCGACAAUGGCAUUGCAUAUGACAUGCCUUUUCUAAAGCCACUCUCGAGGUCACGGUGAAGAAGAAGAAGAAGAAGAAGAAGAAGAUGCUGAUGUUGGCGAUAGUGGCGGUCUUGCAAUAGGUGGGUGGAGACGCAUCGCCCGUCGCUGUACGCGACUGGC